Messenger RNA from Tupaia belangeri chinensis (Chinese tree shrew), 552 nucleotides. Its product is annotated as beta-defensin 105-like. NCBI's taxonomy places the organism in Eukaryota, Metazoa, Chordata, Mammalia, Scandentia, Tupaiidae. The transcript has 5 exons. Bases 165 to 455 code for a protein of 96 amino acids. The record is from RefSeq and is a predicted model, not a curated record.
CAUGAUAUCAGCCCUUGAUCCUGGGAAAUGAAGCAUAAAGUUGUGUUUUCUUCAUUGAUUCACUUCACUGACCAAUAGCAUGUCCCAUUAAUUCAAAUAUAAGUGAGCCUCUUGUCCUGAGAAAGAAAUCCCAAACCUCUGUUUUGAAGAGUUUUCCCUAAAAGAUGGCCCCAAGCAGGAAGAUGUAUUUUGCCUUUGCAUUGUUCAUUUUGGCUCAACUGCCAUCAGAGUGCCAGGCAGGACUUGAAUAUUCUGAGUCAUUUCCAGGAGGCGAGUUUGCCGUUUGUGAGCCAUGCAGGCUCGGAAGAGAGGCUCUGAUGAACCAGAUCAGCACUUUGGGCCUUAGAAACAGGACUGGAUGUUCAAGGAAGAUCCGAAGUUACAUGGCUUACCCAAGUUACACAGUGCGUCCUUUCCAUUCAAUCCUGAGAUGCCUGAUUCUUCAGAAAGAAUAAGGAAGUCUUGACCCACUCUUAUUCUGUGUUAACAUAAAGGCAUGGAGAGCAACUGAGGAUACCAGAGACAGUGUGGGAGGAGAGUGGGAAGUGGCAG